Oncorhynchus gorbuscha (pink salmon) is the source of this 1529-nucleotide messenger RNA. Its product is annotated as T-box-containing protein TBX6L-like. The transcript is spliced from 9 exons. The record is from RefSeq and is a predicted model, not a curated record. Gene Ontology annotation, biological process: pattern specification process; positive regulation of DNA-templated transcription; regulation of transcription by RNA polymerase II. Gene Ontology annotation, molecular function: DNA-binding transcription factor activity, RNA polymerase II-specific; RNA polymerase II cis-regulatory region sequence-specific DNA binding. NCBI's taxonomy places the organism in Eukaryota, Metazoa, Chordata, Actinopteri, Salmoniformes, Salmonidae. Gene Ontology annotation, cellular component: nucleus. The coding region runs from base 168 to 1529 and encodes 453 amino acids.
GUCUGACAGCAGCGAUAUCAGCGCACACAUUUGGAUAAGGAAUUCUCUUCUCUUUGACCAUUGUGGUGAACCGUGCAGGCAAUGCAGCAUAUCUCUGAGCCGAGGCCCAACAUGAUGACCCCGUCCCCCCCCCUACAGCUGAACCCUACCACCAAGGCAGUGUCAGGAUGACCCUGGAAAAGGCUGACCUCUGGAAGUCCUUCCACAACCUGGGGACUGAGAUGAUAAUCACCAAACAUGGCCGGAGGAUGUUUCCCCAUUGCAACGUCAGUCUAUCUGGACUCCAACCCUAUACCAACUAUGUCCUCAUGGUGGAAAUGGUUCCGGUGGACAACUCCAGAUACAGGUGGAAUAAAGGCCAGUGGGACAUGGCUGGGAAAGCCGAGCCCCAGCUCCCCUGUCGGACGUACGUGCAUCCAGACUCCCCCACCCCGGGGUCCUACUGGAUGAAACAAUCGGUGUCCUUUCUCAAGCUCAAACUCACCAACCACACACUGGACCAGCACGGCCAUAUCAUCCUGCACUCUAUGCAUCGCUACAUCCCACGCUUCUCUGUGGUCCAGGCUGACAGUCUGCACAGUGUGCGCUGGGGACACUUCCAUUACUUCUCGUUCCCUGAGACCUCCUUCACUGCAGUCACGGCCUACCAGAACACUAAGAUCGCUAAACUGAAGAUUGACCACAACCCCUUUGCUAAAGGAUUCAAAGGGGAGAACACCCGUACUCAUAGCAAGAGGUGUCGAUCCAACAAGAGUUCUGGAAAUGCUUCAAAGAAAGCCAAACAAGACAGAGAAACAGAAUUCAAAAGUCCUUCAGACCUCCAAAGGGCAAAAUUAGACUGUGAGCCAGCAGAACGGGGGAUAACCUUGGGAACAACGGAGAACAUGGUGACGGCUAAGGAGGAUCUCUUCUCCCCCUGGGCCAUAGAACAGGACCCAUCCCAGAGCCACAGCCUGCACACUGAACUACUGGAGCUCCACGACCACAGACAGGACUACAGCACCGAGGAGCAGAUGGUGCCUGGCCCUGCAUCUAUGUCCUCCCAACCAUGCAGAUCUGUUGAGCAUGACAGACUUCCAUCUCCAUCUUCUGUAGUGGAGGAUUGCAAAGGCAGGCGCAGCUAUGAGUCUCACCUCCGUGAUGUAGCCACUGUCCCUGGGCACAAAACUAACAGUCCUGGCCCUGUCAGGGACAUGGGACACACCCCCUUGGCUCAAGCUAUGCCCCAGGACUAUAGCAUGUCCCCUGUCCAUCUGCCCACGUCCUCCAAAACCUACCCUGGGUACCUGGGUUACAGUUACCCCCUCUAUGGCCACUACACUACUAACCAGGGCAUGGGUCAGUGGAGUGAGGGUGGUACAGGACAGUACCCUGGACAGUCCUUGACUCACCACCUGCCCUUCUUCACCAGUCAAACACUGACUGCAGACCACGGCACCCACCAACGCAGCGUCCAUCACCAUGGCAACACAGAGGCAGAGUGGAGCUGGAGCCAGUACUUGAGUUUGGAUAAUGAUCAGAAUAGCUGA